Hippoglossus stenolepis (Pacific halibut) is the source of this 2573-nucleotide messenger RNA. It is a transcript of the gene gtf3c4, whose product is annotated as general transcription factor IIIC, polypeptide 4. The record is from RefSeq and is a predicted model, not a curated record. Gene Ontology annotation, cellular component: transcription factor TFIIIC complex. Bases 45 to 2393 code for a protein of 782 amino acids. NCBI's taxonomy places the organism in Eukaryota, Metazoa, Chordata, Actinopteri, Pleuronectiformes, Pleuronectidae. Gene Ontology annotation, molecular function: histone acetyltransferase activity; protein binding. The transcript has 5 exons. Gene Ontology annotation, biological process: transcription initiation at RNA polymerase III promoter.
UCUCCUCCCUCUGUCACUUACGUCACUUCCCCCUUGCUGACAACAUGGCGGCCGUCAGUCCGUCAGACUCGGGGACGUCGCUUCCCAGAGACGUGGUGAUCAAGACGGAGCCGGAGGUGGAGGCGGAGACGGAGAGCGGGCUGGCGUCCGGCUCGGAGGGGCCGCCGGUGAAGCGGGACCCCGUGGUGCCGCUCCUGUCCCCGGUCAGCGGGCUGCAGCCGCUCGCCUGGUCGCAGGACCACCGCCUGGCCGUGUGCACCACCAGCUCCCUGGCGCUGAUGGAGCUGGUGUGCGACGUCCACAGCGGGAAACAGGAGCUGAUGCUGCACCGGACCUCCAUCCCCGUCCCCGGCGAGGCCACCAGACUGCGGGUGGGAACAGCGGAAGAGCAUUCAAAAAUGGUGGAGAAGUUCAGCACGCAUCCGGUCCCCACCGUGAGGCAAGUUUUUCUGGCCGACAGAGUGAUGAACCCGUCAGUGGUUGCGCACAAGGGAAUAAAGUAUGCCAGUUGGUCUCCGUUAGGUUGUGACUCUAAUGGACGGUGUUUGCUCGCGUGCCUAACGCUGGACCACAGACUUACCAUUCAUAACAGCUACAAGCGCCUCGAGUGGAGCAUGCUCGUCAAUCUCACCAAAAGGUACAGUGAGAGGUUAAAGGAGCGAGGCUACGCCAGGAAAGACAACGAGCCGCCGCAGGAAAACCUGCAGGACUUUGAGGAGCUGCAGCGGCGCUUCCGUAUGCAGACGCCCCUGAGGAUGGAGUGGUCAAGCAUUUACACGAUCAAACAGGUUCAGCCGGACAACACGGGCAUGGACUUGGAGAUGGUCCUCCUGGCUGUCUUGAUGGAAAACGGCGACCUUGUUUUGUGGAAGUUUGAUUUGCCGUUUGUAAACGGGGAUGAUGUCAUGUUUUAUGACAUCAUCGAAUCCGGUGUGAUUCGACCCAGUAACUUGGCGUGGUGGGAGUAUGAAAACUCAGAUCGCCGGAUGAGCGGCCUGAUCAUCGGCAGUGAGGUGGGACCAGUUAAGAUCAUGCCGGUCAGCCUGACGGGAGUGAAGGGCUACUUCACCCUGCGACACCCUGUCAUCCUCUGGAAGGACUGCGAUGAGAUAGCUGUGGAAAACAUCAAAUGCGUCCAGAUGAUCCACCCGAUCCAUAAAUGCAGCUGCAGCCUCAUCGUCGCCUCACGGGGAUGUUACGUCUUUUGGUGUCUGCUCAUGAUUUCACCGGCCGGACUUAAUGUGCACAACUCUCACGUGGUGGGGCUUCACUCGCUCCCCGUGGUCUCGCUAGCGGUCAGUCAACAUGGCGUUGCAGUGUAUUCAUGCUCCAUAGACGGGUGUAUAAAAAAGCUGACACCUACAUUUACUGAGAAUACUUUGAUUUUCAAACAAGACGACAUGAUGCGACUCGAAAACCUGACAGGGCGGCGGAUACAUGGGAUUGCGGUAAGCCACAAUGGAGCGUAUAUUGCAAUGGUCAGCACACAAGGUAUGGUGGACAGCCACCAUCCAAUCACCAGGACCUACCAGGUUCACUUUUUGACCCUGAAAACGCCAGAAAGUGCAGCAGCACUGCUGCUAAAGUCUCCCGUACAGAACUUGUACAAACUGGCUGACCUGCUUGACAUCGUGAGGUGGCAAAUUCUGAAAAACAAGUGCAUCCCUUCAGCACUGCAGGAAGAGCUUGACCAAAGGAUCCAGGAAGUAGACUCGCCCUACUUGUGGCGUUUCAAGCUCUUUUUGGUUCGUAUACUUUACCAGUCUCUGCAGUCACCUCCGACAGAUCAUCGCUGGAAACCCAGCCAAGUGGGAAGCAAAGUGUUUAUAAGGGACGCAGACGAGGAGGAUGGAGAGGACGAAGAAGAUUGUGUGCUAGAGGAAGGCGAUUCUGUCGGAGGGAAGCCGGAGAAGGAGGAGAAUCGCGAGGAGCAGAUGGCGGAGGUGCAGGCUUGGGUUAACUCUGUAGAGAGUCACCUGAUGAGAGAGAACAUGAAGAAGGUGCUGGGGGUGGUGUACCUCAACACCUGGAUCGCUCAGAACACCAGUAUACCCACCUGUGGCCUGGUGGAGUACCUCGCCAAAGACACUAACGACAGAAAUUCAGAGAUCCUGAUUGGCCACAUGAAGAAAAAGAUUAACAAGCAGACGUUCCCGGAGCACUGCAGCCUGUGUCAGGCCGUACUUCCCUUCACCGACCACAAACAAGCGAUCUGUGAAAAUGGUCACAUGUGGCUCAGGUGUGUGUUGUCAUACCAGGCCUGCCAGACGCUGACGUUCAGACGUUGCCUCCUGCUGGAUAGCAUCGCCAGACUGCCAAAGCCUGAGGAUCCGGAGUGGAUCAAGAAGAUCCUGCAGGCGCCCUGCACUCUCUGCGACUCGCCGAUGAUCUAGAGCCAAAACCACCACAAGAACCUCAGGGCUUCCCCGUGACCUUCACAGCUCCCCGCUCUCACGCGGGGUCCAAUUUUGUCACACAUCACUGCAACAGUUUUUUAUUUCAUGUGUUUUGUUCACCUUUUUAUUACUUUAUUUUUGGUAUCUUAAAAGUGCAAAUAAAAGGCUUUGAUUACA